ACGUAACAGCGUGGAGGCUUCAAGAAGAGGAAGAAGAAGAUCCGGCCGUUGCUUCGCUCGCUGGCAACACGGAGUCAAAGCCCGCAUCCUGGUGGUCAAAGUGUGGGGGGGAAUAUGCGCUCACUGGUCGGACUGAUCGCUGUGGUCGUCGCAGCCAGCGUGUACCUGUAUUAUCUGUCGUUGUACCUGCCGGCCGCACCGCGGCGACGUCCUCGUCCGACCGCCGAGGGACGUCAUGAGGAGACUGAGGAGUCCGAGCCACCCAGCAGGUUGAAGUUCCCCUCAGACUUGGAGGAGUUGAGGGAACUAGCUGAGCUCCUGCAGUUCUACAAGACGGAGCACACUGGGUAUGUUCUGCUCCUCUUCUGCAGUGCAUAUCUCUACAAGCAGUCCUUUGCCAUCCCUGGGUCCUCGUUUCUGAACAUUUUAGCAGGCGCUAUAUUUGGACCAUAUCAAGGGCUGCUGCUGGCCUCUGUGCUCACCACUGUGGGCUCCACCAUGUGCUACCUCCUGUCCAAGGCUUUCGGAAAGCGCUACAUCAUCAACCUCUUCCCUGAUAAAGUCUCCAUGAUACAGAGGAAGGUUGAGGAGAACCAGGGCAGUUUGUUUUUCUUUCUGCUCUUCCUGAGAUUCUUUCCCAUGACUCCCAACUGGUUCCUGAACAUGUCCGCCCCUAUUGUCAACAUCCCCAUCACCUUCUUCUUUGGCUCCGUCUUCAUUGGCCUCCUGCCGUACAACUUCAUCUGCGUCCAGGCGGGCGUCAUGCUGUCCGAGGUGGCGUCGUUGGACGACCUGUUCUCCUGGGAGAGGCUACUGCAGCUGCUGGCCAUGGCCUGCGUGGCUCUGCUGCCCGGCGCGCUUAUCCGACGGUGGAGUCAGAAGCGCCUCCACGUGGCCGGCCAAUCGCAGAACGGGUCCGUGGCGGAUAAGAAGGUCCAGUGAUUUGUUCUGGCGAAGAGUGAAUGCGUUUUUAAAGUGGUGUGGUUUUUUUAAAAUCAAUUUAUCAAGUAUUUUGUCAACUGUUGGAGUUUCUGUGCCGCAACUUCCAUGGGCACAGCAUGCGUGCGUGCAUGUGACCUCGCACAGUGUUCAUGUGCAGAAAGGGACAACCGGCUCGAUGUAACGUGCCACCGUGUCACAGUGUCAUGUGGUGAUGGUUUAAAACUUCUACCUCCGUAAUGGGCUGGUGGAAAAGUUAACGUGACAGACUUCUCCUGUUUAAUGUGGAUGGAUGAUUCCGAUUUUCAAAAGUCUGUGUGAAUACUUUGCUGUGUGGGGUUUGCAGCACACGUAUUACAAGAGGAAAGAUGUUUCUUGUUUGACAAUUGCAUUUAGCAAUUCCAGCACAAAUUGUUAAAGUGUUCUUAGACAAAUAUUUCUUGUAAUUUCUCCUCUUGAUCACCCAAUUUAAAUGCAUCAUUAUUGUUUGUGACCAAAUGUCACAAAUGUGAAUGUGCAGUUAGUUUGGGCCGUGUGAGGCCUCUUGUUAAAUCAAGUUUUCAUGCUGCUCCUCUUUUCUCAGCCCCUGUGUCUUUUGUACAGUUAUGGGUAUGUUUUAAAUUCUAGCUUUUUGUAAAUGAUCUAAAAUAUUUUAAGUGCUGUUUACAUUUAUAUUGUCUCAGAUCACAACUGAUGUGCUAUUUUUUUUAAAUUUAGUGGUGAAAGCAACCUAAAAUAUUAUAAAAUGGUAAACAUGAGAAAACAGUUUCUUUUUUCAAAUAUUCUUUAUUGCUCAGAUCCAGGUUGCUCAGCAAUACAGUUCACUCACAACUCAAAACAACAGCAUGGCUGUUACCAGAAAGGCAAUGGAUCCACCAGAUGGAUUCAAAAGGGAUCGAAUGUCUGUCCGGCGCACAGUCACCAAUUACCUUGAGGUGUUUGGGACCUGCAGGUCUGUGGGAAAUGUUGGAUUUGAGGGUUGUAAUAAAAGGAAUCUCCCAAAUGGUGAAAUGCAGUUAAGAAAUGGAUCCAUGUAAAACCACUGCUGAAAGUCUGGUGCUAUAGAGUGUACAAACUGGAUCGCCUACAACAGUCUCAUGCUAUGCUUUGUGUUUUCCCAUUUAACAACAAGACAGUACAAAAAAAAAAAACACUGCU
This is a messenger RNA of Pungitius pungitius (ninespine stickleback), 2097 nucleotides long. It is a transcript of the gene tmem41aa, whose product is annotated as transmembrane protein 41aa. The transcript is spliced from 5 exons. The record is from RefSeq and is a predicted model, not a curated record. NCBI's taxonomy places the organism in Eukaryota, Metazoa, Chordata, Actinopteri, Perciformes, Gasterosteidae. The coding region runs from base 115 to 942 and encodes 275 amino acids.